CCGUUAGGUUUAACACCUAAGUUUCAAAAUUUUCCCGGGAGACAAGAAAGAUUCAAAACACAAAGCAGAGAGAGAAAGAGAGAGAAAGAUCAAUGGAAAAAUGAACGAAGAGGAGAGAGUUGGUUCAUCGUCGUCUUCUUCAUCUUCUCUUCCUGUGAGCUACGGAGUUGACUGUGAAAAAUAUGACUUCUCUUCCUCUGUUUCUUCUCUGUCUCAACCAUUUUCUCCUGAAGGUUCAAGCAACAAGAGUCACGUUCUUGAAAACAAUCUUUCUUUUGUUUUCUCGUUGGACCAUAAUAGCAACAGCAGUCUCAUGUUUCCUAGAGAUAGACCAUGUUCUUGUCUCCACCAUGUCUUCGAGUGGAUUCUACAGAGAUGUUGUGGUUGCCUUUGUUAGCUGUCAUUCUUCCUCUUUCAGACUUAACAUACCAUUGUAUCUUGUGCCCGAUCCAGUAACUUCGAUUCUAGCAACCUAAAACACAUCAUUCAUGCUAUAAAAGAUAUGUUUGUGAAUUUUUCCAAUUGUAUCUCUUUUGAUUUUCUUGAAGGGACAAUAUAUUGAUUUAGCUGUACAGUAUAUCUAUUUAGUUGAACCAAAAAAAAAGAAAAUAAAAGCUCUAUAUCAAAUUUUGUGUAAGUAGUAAAUUAUGUUUUAGUUUUUUGCUAGU
Molecule: messenger RNA, 668 nt
Organism: Arabidopsis thaliana (thale cress)
Lineage: Eukaryota; Viridiplantae; Streptophyta; Magnoliopsida; Brassicales; Brassicaceae
Exons: 2
Coding region: 101-397 (98 amino acids)
Cellular component (GO): cytoplasm
Source: RefSeq, marked reviewed